Colletotrichum tamarilloi is the source of this 1974-nucleotide messenger RNA. Its product is annotated as nitrogen assimilation transcription factor nirA. The annotation marks the transcript as partial. The record is from RefSeq and is a predicted model, not a curated record. The transcript is spliced from 5 exons. Lineage: Eukaryota; Fungi; Ascomycota; Sordariomycetes; Glomerellales; Glomerellaceae. Gene Ontology annotation, molecular function: DNA binding; zinc ion binding. Gene Ontology annotation, biological process: DNA-templated transcription.
AGUGAAGAGGACGGCCGUAAGCCUGCUUCAAAGACAUACGUACAACUUUUGAGAAACCGGAUCGAUCUCCUGGAAGCCGUGUUGCAGUCCCACACCAUCGAUGUCGAGGCUGCCGUCGCCCAGCUCUCGGCCACCGGAUCAGCACCACAACUACCGUCCAUCGCCAGCACUUUAGCAACCGGUAGCGAUGCUGGACUCAGCGUUUCGGCUUUUGACGACCUAUGUGCCACCUUUGAAGGAGCUCUCUCCCUGGAUGAAUCGGUGAACUAUGAUCAGGAUGGAGAGAUGCGAUACUUCGGCCCGGCGAGCGGCCGCUUAGAGUUCCAGAGUGGUGCGUAUCGCUUAUUAUUAUCCCCGGCUGGGUUGGUUAUUGACAAGUCUCUAGAAUCUACGCCCGAGUCCGACGAUCAUGGCAGCCCAUUGACAUCCAAGUCCACGGAGACUAACCGUUACAUCCUUCCUCUGGAGGCAGACGUCUACCCGGAUGAUCUUACUACAGAACUGAUAGACUUGUUCUUUGAGACCGACACCCGUUCCAUCCCAGACGACCAAAACUCGGCCGGCAAAGUCUUUCUCCAGAAAGCUGAAGUCCUUUUACAUUAUGACAUGAAACGACCGAACAUCACGACAAUUCAGUCAAUGUCCAUUUUGGUCGGGGUCUAUGUGUCCUACGGAUGCGAUGCUGCCGGAUGGCUACACCAAGGAAUGGCAAAUCGACUAGCUCUUGACAUGGGACUCAACCUUGACGCGUCGUCGUUGUCUGGCACGUGCCACAUGUCCAACGAAGAAGUAGAGUUGAGACGACAGAUUUAUUGGGCCCUAUACUGUGACGACAAACUUGCCGCCAUAUACACGGGGCGAGUCUGUAGUCUUUUGGAUGUCCAAGGCGCUGUCCAUUUACCGUCAACAUACACACCGGAACAAAUGAGUGCUGCAGCAACAAACGACUCAUGCGACGUAAACAGAUGCAAUAAAAAGGUCCUCGUACACCGCGGCCUAAUAGGCCUCUGUCGAAUCCUUGAGAACAUCCUCCUGGCUCUAUACGCCCCAAAACCACUCUACAAAGGCCCGCAAAGGAUUUCCUUCCUCCAAUCCUGCACUCUCGAGCUCAAAACCUGGUUCUACGAACUCCCCGCUGACCUCCGCAUCGACAAACACAACGACCUGCCCCAAGUCUACACCCUCCACAUGGUCUACCACACCUGCUGCAUCCUCCUCUUCAAGCCCUUCCUCCUCAAAUCCAAAGACACGCCCCCGGCCCUCAAAACAGACACGGCUAAACGCGCAGAGGUCCUCUGCAUCGAGUCGGCCAAACGUAUCUGCCACGCCGGCAAAAAGUACCGCCAGGUCUUUGGCUCGUUCCGGCGGAGCCCUAUCACCGCGACGCACUGCACGCUCACCGCAGCGCUGGUGCUUAUUCAGUACGCGAGCCCUGACCCGGAGUUUGCGAAUACGGGAAGGCCGUGUUGUACCGUCUACAUUGAAGCGUGUCUGGAGGUCCUGGCGGACCUGGGCAUCUCCUGGCGUCCUGCUGCGAAGAUGCGGUCCGAUCUGAUCAAGUACCUGCACCAGAAAUACCCGGAGCGGAUGCCAAACUCCAUCCUGCAGGAGCAAGAUGCCCGCAAGGACCCGGAUCCGGAUCCAACGGCACCGGCAUCGGCGGCGGUGGUAGAAAGCGACACCAAUGGUGCAGUAUCAAGUUCUAUGCAGCCGCAGCCGACGCUAGAGCAGAGCCUGUGUCCCUUGAUCAACAUGAUUGACCAAGACUUCACGUGGGACGAGUCCAGCGCGGCGGACCAGACGCUCCAGGGGGCGUUGCUGAGUCACGGCGGAUCGGAGUCGGCUUUCAACACGCAAUUCGCUCUGGCGGAUUCUAUCGGUGAACUUGGCGAGCAGAAUGGUCUGAGUUUCAUGGAUGAUAGCUUCUGGGCGGGGAUGAAUUUCGACAUGAAUCUCGAAAUGCAAAAUCCGUGA